UCUUGGUUUGGGUAACCAGAUGUUGAUCAUCUUUCUGAUGCAUCACACAGGACCCAUUAUUAGCCAUAUGUCUAAUGAGAUUGCAAAUGAAGCUCUAAACUUCAUAUGUACGCUGCUGCCGGAUCAUGAUUUCUACGGUAUAUGCGUACCUUGGAUUCAACAGCUGGUAGAAGUGCUUUUAAAAGGUGGUUCAGAGAUGUUUGAAGUUCCAAUGGAGUUGAGGUACAAUUUCUUGUACAACUUUCAAAUGGCAUGUCCGAGUCCGACGAUGGAUACACCGGACCAGCUCGUGGUGCAGUUGGCAAGUGCUUGGGAUAUCGAGGUGAUUUAACGUGAGCUUGUGAUUGAUUUUUCUUUUGUUUGUUUCUUCUAUUAAGAGUUUUCUUAAGCAUGUUUAAGCUACGUUAUUGUUGAAGAGCAUGAUCUCGACUUCUAAAGCUGUUUAAUUUCUCAUCCACUAAUCAUCAAGAAAAUUCACAGAA
This is a messenger RNA of Arabidopsis lyrata subsp. lyrata, 482 nucleotides long. RefSeq names its product microtubule-associated protein TORTIFOLIA1. The coding region runs from base 20 to 331 and encodes 103 amino acids. The transcript is spliced from 2 exons. Lineage: Eukaryota; Viridiplantae; Streptophyta; Magnoliopsida; Brassicales; Brassicaceae. The record is from RefSeq and is a predicted model, not a curated record.